Molecule: messenger RNA, 1077 nt
Organism: Hermetia illucens (black soldier fly)
Lineage: Eukaryota; Metazoa; Arthropoda; Insecta; Diptera; Stratiomyidae
Exons: 2
Coding region: 521-922 (133 amino acids)
Source: RefSeq, a predicted model, not a curated record
UAAGCCGGUUUCUUCUAUUCCAACCGCGGCGACGUACACACGAAUUUCAAUAAGUGAGCAAGUACUUGGUGACCCCGAAUCAGUGAUGCAAACUCAAAAAAAAUAAAAUAAGUAGAAUUGAGGAAAAAAAUAAGUAGAUUUGAUGAUAAAAUAAGUAGAUUUAUUUUUGUGCCAUUAAGAGCCCUGUUACCUCAAAAAAAUUCGUAAUAUUAUUUAUAACUUUAAUAUAUUCAAAGCAUUAGGUACAGAACACAAAAAACAUAACAUAAUUCAGAAUUAAUGAUAAAAUAUAACAAUAAAUAAAAUGUAAAAUAAUUCAUUCAACAUUGAAAAACAAAACUUAAUUCCAAAAUAAAAAAGGAACCAACAAAAUAAAAAUUCAAUAAAAAUUAAAUUAAGUUAUUUGGGAAUAUCGUACAUAGCUUUAUUGCACUUUUUUCUCAUCUCAGUAGUCAUUUUGAAAUUUGUGCAAUCAGAGUUUUGUAGUUUUAGUAACCCUUUCCUUCGUAAGCAUGCUUUAAUGGUUGCAUUCUCUAAUCGAUUUCUGAUUUUUGUUUUCAUUAAAUUUACUUGGGAAAAUACCCUUUCAACAUUUGCAGACGAAUGUGGGAAGGACAAAAUAGCAAAUACUAGUUUAACUAAAUUCGGGAAUGCUUGCUCGUUACCAAUUUCAAUGCGAGCAACCAUACGCCAAAAUUCUUCAAUGUCUAAAAUUUGUUCUUUAUCUUUUACGAAAUUUAUCAGAGUACGGUAUCAAUUUCUUGUAUAUUGUCAGCUAGUAAACGUGGGACUUGUUGUAAAAGUGGAGCUAUCGAUUUAUAGGUACAAGCGUAUACAUUGUCAGAACGGCCUCAAUAUAAAAGUUACGACACUUAUUCUUAAAAGUAUCUAUUUCAAUGACAUUGAUUUCAUUCGUAAUUAGAAAGCAUUCAACUUUUAUACCGAGGUAUAUACUUUCCAAAUCUAACAAACAUUCUGGAGGGAGAUUAAAUUCUGAGGUACUAUCUAAAAACAUUGUAAUAUAAUCUUUCCUUACGAAGCACUCUAACAAUGUUACUACUAUUUCUUUAACCGAAC